AUGAAACCUCAAAUUUCUGUGUUUAUCAUCUUAGUUUUACUAGGUUUAACUCAAUGUUAUGAUAAAAAUUAUUGCUUAAAUGAAGGUUUGUAGAAUAAUGACUGCGGCUGGUACAUUAACUGCCUAGAAGACGCAUACAAUUGUGGACCUAAAGGCUAUCCAGUUGGAUAUGGCUACAAAUAUUGUUCAAAAUUUGUUGAAAAAUUUAACAAAUUCUCUCCAGCUGGUUAGAAAUGGAUAGAUGGCACUUUAACUUGUUUAAAAUAAUCCUUGAAAGAUGCUCUUAUUCAUUCUGAUGAUAUGACAUGCGCUGAUGUCAAUAAAAUUGCUUUUAACUCUCACCCAAAAUGCUAUGUUUAAAAUGGAUUCUGUGAACUUUUCACAAAAUAAGACAUUCAUGAAAUUUAUGAAACUCUAUUAGCAUUGUUAUAAGUUUAUCAAGUAAAGGAUUUCCUAUCCAUUCAAUCAAUCAAGCAAGUCAUUACCGUUGCUUUUGACUGCCUCUAAAAAAAAAUUUGA
Tetrahymena thermophila SB210 is the source of this 519-nucleotide messenger RNA. RefSeq names its product stanniocalcin family protein. The transcript has a single exon. The record is from RefSeq and is a predicted model, not a curated record. Lineage: Eukaryota; Ciliophora; Oligohymenophorea; Hymenostomatida; Tetrahymenidae. Gene Ontology annotation, cellular component: extracellular region. Gene Ontology annotation, molecular function: hormone activity. Gene Ontology annotation, biological process: intracellular calcium ion homeostasis.